Molecule: messenger RNA, 5197 nt
Organism: Pecten maximus
Lineage: Eukaryota; Metazoa; Mollusca; Bivalvia; Pectinida; Pectinidae
Exons: 11
Coding region: 601-2733 (710 amino acids)
Molecular function (GO): protein binding
Source: RefSeq, a predicted model, not a curated record
AAUAUAUUUAUUGUUUAAUCCACAGAAAUGUAUUGAAAUCUUGUUUACCUAUAUUAUUAAACCUCCGAAUAAUAUUAAGGCUGAACGCGGUUCGGUGAUAUUGAACCCGUGUACCGUUAUAUCUUCACAUAGACAACCUUUAAUACAAUAACUGCUGUGUUCCCGUCUUGGGCUGGGCUUAUAAAGUCUAUAAAGGAACGCCUCACGCGGAACAAAAGAACACGAUCUGAGCUCCCACUCUCAUCGUAACGAACGUGGCCAAGGCCACCAGGUAUUUACUGAAGCUACGGUUGGGUGGGCAGGAUUUUCACCUACAGUCAGUCAAUCUCGCUACGAAUGCUAUUAAAGCCCCUGUCACCUGUAAGGCUGCCAGUAUAUCAAAACAAACGUGUGUAUAGGCAUUGAUCGGCACAGGGGAGAGUCUACCAUACAACUGAGUCAAUCAGAUGUCAUCUGCUCACAACAUUACAACGUAGGACAGCGUUCAUAUCAUAUUCUCUGUCUCUUCCUCAACCAACACAGACAGCCUUUUAAGGCCUGUCGCACGGUGAUACUUUCAUUGACAGUUUCUUUGGAAAAUAUUUGAAAUACACUGCCAUCAUGAAUUUCAAAAAAUCCAAGUUGUACAAAACAAUUGUCAAUGGUGCUCCUGACGCAGUGAUGAAGACCCUUUGGGACUACCUUAAAAGCGGUAAGGAUGUCAACCUGAAAGAUGAAACUACGGGAGAAUCAUUGCUUCAUCUUCUUGUCCGGCACGGAGAAAGGUUCUGUACCCCAGAAACAAUCCAGGCUAUCUAUAUGUUGGUAUGUAAGGAUGUAGAUAUUGACGCCCAGGAUCAAGCUGGCGAAACGGCCCUCCAUAUCGUGAUGAGGAAAAAAGGCACCUACAGGAUAAUGAUGGCAAUAGUCAGGUGCGGGAUCGACACGGCUAUCAAAAACAAUGACGGAAAGACAGCGGAGGAAGUGCUUCUCACAGAAAAACCAGACGGAUGGCAGGAGAUGCAGCACUGGUAUAACAAAUACAAGCCCGGUCUCUGGCGAGCCCUUGCAGCUGAGGAGCCCGACCGGAAACUAGUUGAAAAACUUCUUAAAAACUGGUGUCGACUCACUUGCAUAAAAGGUGGCAAAGUGACAAGUAUGAAGUCAUUAGUCAAGGAAGAUGUCCGUAAAAUUGACCUCCUGCACAUGAUCGAGGAUUAUGAGAACGCCAACGAAAUGGCUCUUGCGCUGAACGCCGGGUUUGGAUUCAUUGUUAAAUCAUGGAUGAAACAAGGUACGGAUUUAAUGAAGUCAGUUGACCCGAACACUGCCGAUUACUCAUACCAAUUCAACUACCCAGACUCACCCGAAGUACCACGCCCCCUGUUGGCUGCGGCCUGGGAGACAAACAGCUAUGACACUGUCGACGUCCUCAUGGACAUGAAACCCAACACAAGAGCUCUGUAUUCUAACGAACCAGAUUCUGUUAAUCCUCCCAAACCGCUGUUCUUUCAGCUCGUAUGUGGCAAUUCCAUUCCCGCUGACGAUCGAAUUCUCCUGAGGGUAUUCAGAGGAUCUGAUCUUCAAGCAAGAGACAGGGAUGGACAGACAAUUCUUCACAAAGUAAUUGAACACCAAAAAGCAGAAAAUACUUUCCGCAUUUUAAUGACAUAUGGUGCUGAUAUUGCGGCACGUGACCGUCAAGGUCGUACGGCUCGUGAUUUAGCCUUGAAGUUAAACAGACCGGAAUAUAGCACAUGUGUGGAUGAACAUAUCAUAAAACUUGUGAAAGACAAGAAAUUCGAAGACAUUGAGAGACUUAUUCUGCAAAGUUACGACCAACUUUUGAAUGUUACUGAUAGUGCCAAGAGAACAAUGGUUGAUAUUGCCAAGAAAUAUGGGAAUCGCCACAUCUAUGAAGUUGUCAAAUUGUCAGCGGCCAUUCAGGCAUACGUUAGACGAGUAUUCCAGGCAGUUGCAGAUGACAAAAUGGAGGACCUCAAGAAACUGCUCUCUUGUAAAAAAUACCACAAUGUCCGAGACAAGUGUGGACGGACGCUGCUGCAUAAAGCAGUUAUGAAGAAGAGGAGGACAAUGGUCAAGUUUCUCAUUGAAGAAUACCCUCAGAAUCUCAACGUUGGCGACACGAUGGACCGUACACCUCUGCACUACGCCUACCUGUUUUCAGAUGACGGCGACAAUUCUGUCACAAUGAUGGUCAACAAUGGUGCCAAUGCCGAGUUUUGCGAUGCUUUUGGGAUGCGGCCAACCGAUAUGACAGUAGCCAAAUGUGGCAACCAGAAAUUUGGUCAGAUACAAAAGGACGUGACAGAUCUCGACUUCAAUAUCUACCUGUCGGAGAAAGAUUUCUUAACGUCAUUCUCGUCCGCUAUACAGAAAGGCGAUCUAGAGACGGUCAAAAGCCUGGUUUCUGGACUCCGGGCCUUCGGAGACAUGUCACAGUUCAGCAAGUCUCUUUUCGAGUGUAUUGACCAGAAUCAAACAGAAAUCGCAAAGUUCCUUAUCAUGGCUGGUUUCAAGACAGACAUCUACAAGCAGUAUACCGCAUGUGACCCCAACGACCCAAUGUGUGCAAUGAUGGAAUGUGGCCACAGCAUGACGUCACUGAAAGAGAGAGCUACCGAGAAAAAGUGUGAUGAUAUAGUUAAUCUUAUUGACGGAAUUUCAAAUGGAAAGGUAAAAUUAGCCAGAGUAGAACCACAAAACGGACUCGGAGAAUAUGGGAUUGCAUAGGUAUGCAUAUAUACUGAACAUAGCAUGGCGGAUAUGACGUCAUGUACCGUUCAUAGCUGACAUAGAAGAGUUUUAAGUUCUAAAUUUCCACGGAAGUAAUUCCAGUGUGUAAUAUUCGUGUAUUAUUGAAUCUCAUUCGUUUCUACUGUAAGGAAUACACGGUAAACAUGUGAGUGAUAAACAUGGUGAGGACAGAUGACCAUGGUAUCCCGGAUGUAGAGUACUCGUAGUUGACAUUUAGUCAUUGUAUAUACAUAAAUCAUUGUUGAAAGACAUUGUUAGUAUGCGUUGUGAUUCAUGUACAGUACAAAGGUGAAAACAUGUUUGUGUUGAACAAGCUUGCGCCAUUAAUCAAUCAACUGUAGAUAAGCUACUGUUUAGAUCGUGUUGUUUAGUUUUACAAUACGGUGCUGUGCUAUUUCAGUUACACUUAUGACACUUUCAAUAUAUCUUCUCUUAUUCACUUCUAGGUUUUGUAUUUUGACAAGUGUUUUGUGAAGAUCAAAUCAAAGCCUUAGAGAAUAUUUUCUUACGCAAUUUCUGAUAUUAUUUUGGAAAUAUGAAUAUGUAUGUUGAUAAUAAAAUAGUAUACAGCAAUCCCGCAUGAAUACAAAUACUAUGAGUAAAUUAUUAUAAUACUCAGUUCCUCAUUUACUGUAAUCAAACUGCUCUCACUCUCUGUGUGUGCGUUGGUAUUGGUGUAUUUGUCCAAACCCAAUAUUUACUGUGUAUUGUGAAUCUCAUACUUAUCAUUGACAUCUGUUGUAGUGUUUGUGAAUCUCGCAGUAUCAGUUUUUAUUGUGAUUUUACAGCAUCAACAAUAUAAGGUUCAGGUGUCCUAUUUAACCAAAAAUGUGUUCAGCAUAUUGUUUUAAAUAUUUCUAUUCACAAAAAUGUAUUCAUCAAACGAGAACAACACUUUUCGACAUGGCAAUACCUGCAUUUCCUCAACAUAUCGUUAACUAUUCUUUCAAGGUAGGUUUUCUGUCUAUAUCAAUACAUUUGGGAGGGGAAACAUAAUUGAAAUAUGCUAAAAAAUACCCACACUACUUCUAUUGAAGAUAUGUUACAGGUGGCCAGUGUUAAAAAGGCAUUUUACUGACGUGCUCUUAGUAUUAAGGAAUCUUCAGAUCUUUAAAGGUCAUAGUAUAAUCUAUCUUUAUGAAGAUAAAUCUUACCCUGCUUAAAGCUUAUAGUAAUCUAAGGUAACAUGAAAAGAUAAAUGGUGACUUUUAAGUGCUGAGGUACAUUAACAGUUGCCAUUUACCUGUGUAGAUACUCUUGAAACUUACCUAUAUAAAGGUAAAACUGUGUGGUUUUCUGUAUAACAAAUGGUGUGUCAGAUGGUGCUAUACAUAAUGAACACUUCUUGCGAGUGAGUGCGUUGAUAGUAAAUGACUGAAUGAUAGAACAUCUGAAUCUAUAUAAAUCAAAAGCUGCAUUCAUCUCCGGUCACCUGGUAUACAUUCAUAGAGCUGGAGAAUACGUAUAUUUUUAUAGAGGCAAUGUCUUAUUGAUGAACUCGAGUCUUUGUUGUGUACCUUAUAUAUGUUGUGAAGUAACAAGAGGGAGCAUGUGUCGCAAAUAAACCCGACUGAGGAUGAUGACGGCGAAUUGGCAUGCAGUGCUCAAAUAAGGGUCUCCUCGAGUGCAAGAUAUUCCCAUACUAAUGGACAGGAUAUCUGGUAAUCCAAAAAGGGGCUGUUUGAGUAAAGGUUGUUCCCAGAGUUAGGGAUAGGAUAGCAGGUAGUCCAGUAAGGGGCUGUUUGAGUAUGGGUUCUUCCCAGACUGAUUGAUAUAGCAACACAUGAUUCAAUAAGAAGCUGUUUGAGUAAGGGCUGUUUUUAGACUGAGGAAUGAGAGAGCAGGUGCUCAAAUACGGGGCUGUUUGAGUUAGAGUUUUUCCCAAACUGAGGGAUAGGAUGUCAUAUACUCCAAUAAGGGGCUGUUCGAGUAAGGGCGAUUCUGAGGGGAGAGAUGAGGGUGCAGAUGUUCCUAAGAUGAGGGAUGGAUAAGUAGGUGCUCAAAUCAGGGACUGUUUGGGUAAGGGUUGUUCCCAGACUGAUGGAUGGGAUAGCAGGUGCUCCAAUAAGGGUAUGUUUGAGUAAAGGUUGUUACUCAAGUAUAGUAUCAUAGUAUUAUACCUGCUUCACUGUAUACAAUAUAUAUACUUUAAGUCUGCAUUCUGUUCGUUGUAAAUGGGUAAAAUAUAUUUCACAGAUACAUUGUUCUCGUUAUAUAUCAAUAUGUAUUGUUACCAAAUUAUAUAUAUGUGUGUUUAUAAUGAAAUGACAAGAUAAUAGUAAUGAGAUGUUGACGUUUUCGUGUCGUAUGAGAGAGGUGUACGUUUUAUAUAUCAUUCUGUUAUAUUAGGAGAGAGUCGUUUAUAUACAAAAUCGUACGUCCAAUAUUUUGUCAUGAAAACAGUAUGUGAACCAAUAAAAACUUCUGCCUUAAAAUGGUA